Molecule: messenger RNA, 2705 nt
Organism: Ciona intestinalis (vase tunicate)
Lineage: Eukaryota; Metazoa; Chordata; Ascidiacea; Phlebobranchia; Cionidae
Source: RefSeq, a predicted model, not a curated record
GCUGUAGCAGUCCUCUGCCAUUCAUAGAAAAUGGGUAAAACUAGUCGUAAAACUAAAGCUAAGAAAAAAGAUUUCAAUAAAGUGAAGCUGAAGGUUGGAAAAAAGAAGCCAGCAGCUGAAAAUGCAACCGACACUGCAUUUAAAUCUCAGUCAAUAUAUAUUCCUGAUCAACUGAAAUCCCAGGAAAAUAUUUCUGUUGAACUGCUGACUCAUCGAAAACAAAGUGUUGAAGAUUUGCUGAGUCAUUUAAACCACUUCAGUCCGACAUUUCGCUACCAAGCUUUAAACGGACUGAAAGAAAUAUUUAGCAACCAUGGAAAUAAAGGAACAAUCAAUGCAGCGAAGAUCUGUGAGCGUGUCAUUCGAUCUGUGACAGAUGUUGAUUCAGAAGUCAGGAAAGCGUGUACUUCACUUCUGUGGCACAUAUUUUCCACUGUACCAGAGGAACAGAUGAGUCCAAAAUUCCCACUGAUCCUCUCGCAUUUAUAUUGUGCCAUGUCUCAUAUUUCCAAAGAUGUUCAACAAAAUUCUUUAAAGGUGGUAGAUCUGUGCUUUCAAUUCUACCCAAACUUAGUUUGUUCCGAAGAAAAUCGUCCGACAUUGCUACAGCAUUUCAUUGAGCUUAUAUCUUCCAAGCAAGGAGAGAAGUCGGCCAAUUCUCGCAUUCUAACAAUGAAUCUGUCUAAAAAGGAAUCUGCAAUUUCUUGGAGAAUAAAAGUCCUUAAAAGACUUUGGGUUUUGUUGAAAAGAGAGUCUGUUAAUAAGGAUUUGAAACCAACUGACUUUGUAGACCAUGUGUGUUGGGAUUCCGAUGAAAUAGGUUUGCAUCUUGUUCCAACACUCAAAAGGCAGCACGGGGUGUUAUUAAGAAAUUUGGAAGCUUCUUCCCUUGUGAAAGUUCAUCAACAAAGCACCAUGCAAACUAUCUCCACUGUUCUACCCCUGUUGUUUCAAUGCUGGCUUGAAGUGUCAGCUACUGGUAUACUUACCAAAGAUGAGGAGACAGUCACUACCAUGACCCUUGUCAUGAACAUUACAUUAGAAUUAUGCAAAUCAUUUCAAACUAAUCAAGAUGGAGUAGCUUCUCAGAAAUUGCGAGAAUGGAUUUAUCAGAAUUACUUGACCAGUUUCAAAAAAUAUUUCUUCUCCAAUUUUCCAUUUGAGCAAUGGGAGGCAGUGAGUUUGAUGCCCAAGAAAAAGAAGAAACAAACUUUAAAACCGGAUGUAGAUUUGCUUGGUGUAAAUCUUGCUAUUUGUGAGCUUGCUGCAUUAUAUCCACCUGAGCCAAUGCAAAAUGAUAAAAAAUCUUCUCCAAGUUUAGACUACAUAACUCAGCUUCUCCAAAAUGCAGCGGAUUUUCGUAACAUGGAAACCAGGGUUUUAAAACAAAUUUUAACAUGCAUGGAUUGUAUCUUAACGAAAAACUCAAUACAAGACAUCGGAAAUGAAAUCUCUUCAUGUUUACACCACUACACUGACACUCUGCCAAAAUGUCACUCACAUCGAACAUUGAUUGUGGAAUUUUUGAUAGAACAUUCUGGAAGUACUGAUGGAUUAGAUUCUGGAUCUUUGUUGUCAUCAUUGCCAACCCAGUUAGUUGACAUUUUGAAAAACAUUGCAAGCCAGAAGGGAAGUGGCUGCAAAUUACAAAGUGAUGCCUCCACAGUUCUACACCCAACCAUGCGUUGUAUUAAAUGUCUUUUGCCAAGAAAGCACCCGGAAUAUUUACAUAAUUUGCAGGAAAAUUUUUUAACUUUGAUUUCAACUAUAACGAAAUUGAGUGCAAAACUUUUCUGCCAAAGUGGAGUUUGUAAAACUUGCAAGCAGUUUCAGCGAGAAAUUUUCCAAUCAUGUAUUCCAUAUCUACAAGACAUCGAUGAAGGAAUGACAUCUAGUUUAUUUCACUUUUGCUUCAGUGAAUUUGUGUGUCAAGAGAAUAUAUGUUAUGUCAUUGACUUAUUGGCGCAAAGACUUGACUCUUCAUGUCACGAUCAAACUUUAAGAACCAAUUCUGAAAAAUUAGGAUUCCUGCAAUUUUUGUUGUGCUCGGUAAUUGGUUGCAGAAAAGAUGAUUUAUGCCCAAAAACUAAAGAAAUUGAUUUUGUGCCAGAAGAAUGGAAAAUUGUUAAGCAUGAAAUUGUUUCCAUGCAUGCAACCAACCUGUUGUUCAGGCUUUGCUCAAGUGACAACAGAGUUGUUUCUAUUGUCCGGAGUUUCUUAUCAUUAUCCGUAUUUACCACCAGCCCCCCAUCCUUAAACAUAGUAACAUGGGUUGGCUUGUUUAAACUUGGAAUUGUUUUCUCUACAACUAACUGUCUCACAGGUUUGGAAAAAAAAUUUGGUCAACUUUCAUCUUACUUCUUAGUGCGGUGCUUGAGCAAUGUAGAUACAUCUGAGAGGAUGGUUGAAACUUGCACAGAUUUAUUAUGCAACUCGGACUCAAUCUUUCGUUGCUGUCUUCUUAAUCUAUUUGAAAAUCCAUCUUCUGUUAGUUGUAUUACGGAAUUACUUCAAAUCCCAAAGCUCCAUAAAUCGUUUCAACAAGUCAUUUCAUUGAUUUCAGAUUAUAUUGAUUCUUUAGAGGCCACUGAAUGUGACCAAAAAGAAUUGCAAAAACUUAAGUUGACCGCAAGUUCGCUAAACUUAUUUCAAAAUAAGUCAAAUUUUCAAAGAAAUAAUAAAACAUGAAAGUUGCUUUGAAAGAA